AUGGUCGUCGACACAUCAUACUACGACAUUCUGGGCGUCAAGCCCGACGCGUCAGAGCUGGAGAUCAAAAAGGCCUACAGAAAGUUGGCCAUCACCACGCAUCCCGACAAAAACCCCGGCGAUGAGACCGCGCACGCCCGGUUCCAGGCCGUCGGCGAGGCAUACCAAGUGUUAUCGAACAAGGAAACGCGGGCAGCCUACGACAAAUAUGGCAAGGACAAAGCCAUGCCCAGUCAAGGGUUUGAGGAUCCAUCGGAGUUCUUCAGCAUGAUCUUUGGCGGGGACGCGUUCGUCGACCUGAUUGGCGAACUGACACUGCUGAAGGAUCUGACGCACACGAUGGAUGUCACGAUGGAGCAGAUGGAGGAGGAAGAGCUGGCCCGGAACGCCGAGGAGAAGCUGAACAUCCACGACGAAAAGGAGAAGGAGGCCACAGCGGCGACCGCGGAGGGUCUCAGCGCGAAGGCGGCAGAGCCGGGACCCGGGCGAUCAACUAGUUCUGCUACAGCAGAAACACGCACCGGCUCAACCACAACCUCACCUCAUCCACCAUCACCGUAUGUUGCAGGAGAAGAUGCAUCCACAUCCACAUCCGCCGCCGCCACCGCCAGGUCUUCAGGGACCAGCACUCCGCAAAGAAGAUAUCUCGGCCAACAAGCCAUCAUGGAUCGAUCCGAGGAAGAUGCUCGCAUGGACGCGGCCGGAUUGACGCAGGAGGAGAAGGACCUGCAGAAGAAGAAAAAGAAGGGCGGGCUGACCAAAGAACAGCGCGAGAAGCUCGAGGCGUAUGAGCGGGAAAGGCGGAAACAGCGAGAAGAACGAGUCAACACCCUUGCGAAGAAGCUGAUCGACCGCAUCAGCGUAUGGACCGAAACGGACAAGAACCCGGACGUGACCCGGGCGUUCCAAGAAAAGACGAAACUCGAGGUCGAGAACCUCAAGAUGGAAUCGUUCGGAAUUGAAAUCCUGCACGCCGUCGGCCAGACGUACCUCCAGAAAGCCACGUCGUUCCUCAAGUCCCAGAAGUUCCUCGGCAUCUCCGGCUUCUUCUCGCGCCUGAAGGACAAGGGCACCCUGGCCAAGGAGACGUGGACCACGAUCUCGACCGCCAUCGACGCGCAGCUGACGAUGGAAGAGAUGGCCAAAAUGGAAGAGAAGGGCGGCGCCGACUGGACGGACGAGAAGAAGGCCGAGUACGAGCGCAAAGUGACGGGCAAGAUCCUGGCCGCCGCGUGGAGAGGCUCCAAGUUCGAGAUCCAGAGUGUGCUGCGCGACGUCUGCGACAAGAUCUUGAACGAUAAGACCGUCAAGCUCGAGAAGCGGAUCGAGCGUGCCCAGGCCCUGGUGCUGAUGGGCACGAUUUUCCAACAGGCCCAACGUGACCCAGACGAAGAAGGCGACUUUAUGGCCUUUGAGCAGCUCAUGGCCGAAUCCAUGAAGAAGCAGGAGAAGAAGAAGGACAAGGAGAAAAAUAAGGACCACAAACACCACCAUGGCCUCGGCCACGAUCACAAGCGCAAAGAGUCUCCCUCGGCGACACCGGCCUCCUAG
This is a messenger RNA of Capronia coronata CBS 617.96, 1551 nucleotides long. RefSeq lists its product as uncharacterized. Gene Ontology annotation, cellular component: cytosol. The transcript has 2 exons. Bases 1 to 1551 code for a protein of 516 amino acids. The record is from RefSeq and is a predicted model, not a curated record. Lineage: Eukaryota; Fungi; Ascomycota; Eurotiomycetes; Chaetothyriales; Herpotrichiellaceae. Gene Ontology annotation, biological process: protein import into peroxisome matrix.